This is a messenger RNA of Mesorhabditis spiculigera, 564 nucleotides long. The record is from the annotation of a GenBank genome assembly. Lineage: Eukaryota; Metazoa; Nematoda; Chromadorea; Rhabditida; Rhabditidae.
AUGAUAAAUCUCCGAACUCCCGGCAAAUUUCCGAGAAAGAAACCGGAUUUCCCCUCGAAUGCCACAUUAGCGCUAUCUUGUGUGGUGCUAUUUGUAUAUUCGGUGAUUUUCACCUGCUGUAUAGCCUACCUGAGCCGGGAUGGGGAUCGGCUUUGCGGACGUCAGGUAACCGCGCUCGAAUUAUUGGAGUCUGGGCGCUGUCCCACCGAUUGGGUAUCGGCACCACAAUUUCGGAAAUGCUACUGGCCAGAUUCGGUCGCAAAUCACACGACCGGGAUAAAGCGCUGCCAGUCACUCGGGGCGAAAAUGUUAACAAUCAAUGGUCCAGAAGAGAAUAAAUUUAUCUUAGAAAUGGAGUAUGAUGGGGAUCCGGUUGAUUUUCAAGGCUAUAUCUGGCUUGCGCCAAAAUUUGAGCCGUCGCGCAGCACACUCCCUGGCCGCUUGAUCGGUUUGGAUGGCGAAGAGCCUGCCUACCAAAACUUUGGCCCUGGUGAGCCAAAUAACCACGGGGGGAACGAGGACUGUAUUUUCUUGAGGGGCAUCGAGGUGGGACAGUACCUGGAA